Messenger RNA from Tribolium castaneum (red flour beetle), 729 nucleotides. It is a transcript of the gene Proc, whose product is annotated as Proctolin. The record is from RefSeq and is a predicted model, not a curated record. Lineage: Eukaryota; Metazoa; Arthropoda; Insecta; Coleoptera; Tenebrionidae. The coding region runs from base 102 to 335 and encodes 77 amino acids. The transcript is spliced from 2 exons.
CCUCCUAGUUUCCACCCACGCCAUUCCAAGGGUAUAAAAGUUGCAAUGUGGGGGUUGCGAGUCAGUUAUUCAGUUGCAUUUAGCUAGAAUAGACGUUCGCAAUGUUCGAUAGAAAGUUAGUUUUUGCUCUCGUUUUCGUCGUUUUUGCCACUUUAGCGGUCGAAGGCAGGUAUCUACCAACGAGGUCCAACGGGGACAGGAUCGAAAAACUCCGCGAGUUGCUCAAAGACUUGUUCGAAAAUGAGGUCGAGAAAGAAGAGUACCAGGCCGACGCGCCCCCGCGGUGGCACCCCGAAAGCAAGCUCUUCUACAAACGCGAGGCCCCCGCACACUAGACCACCCCCACAACGACAAGGCAACGGACACGGAACACGAUUUUUAAACAUUCAAUGUCAUAGGUAGACACAUUUUAAACUUUAUUUUAUUACCGACAAGAACAAUUAUUUUUGUAAAUAAGUGGCCCCCUGAUUGACAAUAACGCCACGACCCUUGAUAAGCAAUUAUGUAGUUUUAGGGAAUUGUGUCAAUUACUUGACAAUAUUAUCAUUUUAGAAUUGAUUGAGAGACCGUCCCGAGGGAGGUUGUCGGUAAUAAAGCUCUUUAUUGCAAUUUGUGAAGCAAUAUUUUGACGAAACUUUUAAUAAGUGUGUCAUUUGUAAUAUCCUAAGGUGUCUUAUUAAAGUGUUACAUGGAAUAUGUGCAUGGGAAUAAAAAUAUAUGAACAUCCAA